AUGAAUACUAAAUUGAUUGUUGAUUAAUUGUUAAAUAAAGUUGGAGAAUGUCUUUAAGAAGUUUAAUAAUAAUUAGAUGUAAGUUAUUGAAAUAUAUCCUAUGAUUAGUAAUCUUUUAACAGGAUUGAAGAUUUUGUUGAAUAACUUCUUUUCGCCCCUUAUCCACCUGUUGUUCCUAGCACUUUUAAUUUUGAAGCUUCAGUUACUUAAAUAUUUUUACCAUCAAUCUAAACAUUCACUAAUAAACUAAUUCAAGAAGUGAAAUAUUUAAUCUAUAUAACUAUUCAUUAAUAAAUUAAAUACAGUCAAUAUUAAUUUGAAUAAUAUCUUACUGAAUUAUAAAUAUAUGAAAUAAAACAAUAAAACAAAUAACAAGAUAUCAUAAUAAAAAAUCAUCAUUAAUUAAAUAUCAACUCAUUUAAUUAUAAUUAAUUAUAAAAUAAUUUAAUUUAAUAACAUUAAGAUUGUUAUGCAAUUGCUAUUAAUAAAGAUAAUUCAAUUUUAUUAGCUGGUUGUUAUGAGGAAAUCAAAGUAUUUGAAUUAAAAUAAGAAUAGUUAAAUUAAACUCAAUUAUUAAGUGAACACUCAAAUAAUGUUCUAACUUUGAAUUUUAUGAAUUAAUAGAAUCAAUUUGUAUCUAGCGAUAAUAGUGGAUAUAUUGUAAUAUGGCAAAUGAAUCAAAAUAGUUAAUGGAUAUGUUAAUAGAAAUUAAAAGAACAUUGUGAUAGUAUUAAUUGUUUAAUAAUUAACAAUAAUGAAGAUAUUAUCAUCUCAGGAAGUGAUGAUUAUACAAUUAAUUUUUUGUAAAAUUAGUAGUAAUGGGUAUGCUCAUAAACUAUUACAGAUCAUACACAUUAUGUAUUAGGAUUAAGUUUGAAUGAAUAAUAGAUAAGAUAAGUUAAUAUUAAUAACAGAAUAGUAAUUAUAGGAUCUAAACUGGAAUGUCAUAUAAAAGAUAUAAGUUGAAGUUUUUGGUUGUCGAUUAUGUUUUAUUUCUGAUGAUGUAUUCACAUUAUAACCUAAUUUUAAAGAUAAAAUACAUGUUUAUGAAAUGGAUAAUACAAAUAAAUAAUAUUCAAAGACAAAAGAAAUUGCUGUUAAAAGUAAUGAUAAUUGCUAUUAUCACUUUCCUUAAUAAUAUAUAAAAUAGAAAUUUUUGGUUGUAAAUAAGAAUGGAAAAAUUUUUAAUCUAAUAAAGAAGAAUGAAAAUGGUGAUUUUAUAACACAAUAAUCUAUUGAUUUUGGAGAUUAUUAUUUAUUUGGAUAGAUGAGUGAAAAUGGUCAGUAUUUGAUAACUUGGGAUAUGAAAUCAAAGGAAAUUUAAAUACGAAAAUAUGAUUAAGGAUGA
Molecule: messenger RNA, 1348 nt
Organism: Paramecium primaurelia
Lineage: Eukaryota; Ciliophora; Oligohymenophorea; Peniculida; Parameciidae
Source: the annotation of a GenBank genome assembly